Messenger RNA from Habropoda laboriosa, 2951 nucleotides. RefSeq names its product neuronal PAS domain-containing protein 2-like. The transcript is spliced from 13 exons. The coding region runs from base 183 to 2951 and encodes 922 amino acids. Gene Ontology annotation, biological process: regulation of transcription by RNA polymerase II. Gene Ontology annotation, molecular function: RNA polymerase II cis-regulatory region sequence-specific DNA binding; protein dimerization activity; DNA-binding transcription factor activity, RNA polymerase II-specific. The record is from RefSeq and is a predicted model, not a curated record. NCBI's taxonomy places the organism in Eukaryota, Metazoa, Arthropoda, Insecta, Hymenoptera, Apidae. Gene Ontology annotation, cellular component: transcription regulator complex; aryl hydrocarbon receptor complex; cytoplasm.
CGUGAACACGUGAUUGACUGAAUUAACAACGAUACGUCGUAAGUGGAUAAAUCGAAGAAACACAGGUGAUUCAUUAUGAGGUGCAACGAUGAUCUGUUCGAUCGUACGAAGAAAAUUCAACGUGCUUGUCGUUGAAACUGGUCGCUGACAGUUUCAACAGAGGCAAGGAUAAAAUUGGAAGAAUGUGGCGGGAGCAACAGAAACAGGUGUAUCUACACCCUCAACAUCCGCAACAACAGACACUUCAUCCAGGGAUCAUCGGCACGAGCGAGAGGACCCAUCACCAUCACGAUCAACAUCAUCGAACGACCACAAUGGAUUUGCCGGCUCCAAGCAAUCCAAGAGCGUCACGGAACAUGGCAGAGAAACAACGCCGCGACAAUCUCAACACAAACAUCUCUGCAAUGGCUGUACUUGUACCUACUGUCGCCGAGAGUUCGAGGAAGAUGGACAAAAUAUCCAUCCUGAGAUUAGCUUCCGCUUUCCUCAGAAUAGACUACACGGUUGGACGUGGCACACCUGACUUUCUACCACGAGAACUCGGCGACCUGGACUUGGAACAAUACAUCAUCGACAACUUGAUCGGAAACGGGGGCUUCUUUAUCAUUGUCACGACCACAGGGAAAAUAGUAUACGUCAGCCGGCAAGUCCACGAGCACCUAGGCCAUACGCAGAGGGAUCUAUUGGGCCAAACCCUCUUCCACUAUGUCCACCAAGAGGAUCACGAGGUGUUGACGAAGAACAUAACGCCAGACGAGAUGCAGGGAAUGGUAUCCUCGUCCACUCUUCAGAUCACCGACGGGACAAACGACAAUUCCAAUUCAUCAGAGGACUCGACGACGUCCCCGAGGAACGAAAGGAGACCGUUCCGGGAACAGAGACGAAGCUUCGAGCUGAGAAUGCAGCAUCGUACCGCGUCGAGGCGCGAGGACACGCAAUACGAAUGGUUCGAGAUCUCCGGAAUGCUCAGGCUCGCGGAUGCUUGCAAAAAUUCCGAUUCGAACGCUAAGCGAGCGAAACAUCGAGAAAUCAAUUCAACCAGCAACGACAUCGUUUUUGUGGGUAUAGCACGGUUGCUCAUGAGGCGGCCUAUCACCAAGAUAUCGAUUAUAGACGCAAAUAAGGACGAGUAUAUCACACGGCACUUGGUAGACGGAAGGAUCAUUUACUGCGAUCACAGAGUAUCGGUGGUGGCUGGUUACUUAUCAGAGGAAGUCUCGGGUAAGAGCGCCUUCUGUUUCAUGCACAGAGAUGACCGUCGCUGGGCGAUGAUGGCACUUCGUCAAAUGUACGAUCGUGCAGAGACCUGUGGAUCCUCCUGCUAUAGGCUAACCUCGAAAACUGGAGAACCUAUCUAUUUACGCACUCAUGGAUACCUGGAAGUCGAUAAGGACACGCAAAAAGUAGUAUCUCUUGUGUGCAUAAACACACUAGUAUCGGAGGAGGACGGUAUAAAGUUUAUCGAGCAGAUGAAGAAAAGAUUUUCGGCUACGGUGACAGAGGCCAUGAGGGCGAUGAUUCAAAGUGGAGAUGACGACGCGUCACUUGAUUUGGGCUCAGAUUCGCCACGUUCAACUUCGAAGAGUAGCGUGGAAGAUCCCUCGCAGUUAGAGGAUGCUAUCACGUAUUUAGUUAGCGAUCUGUCGUCACCCCUUCCAGAGGAUUGUCUCACAGCAUCGCCUGUACCAAACGAACAAUACGUGAAAGCCGCCAUGGUCUCACAACACUUACCUCCAGCUGAAGCUCAAGCGAGAAAACUCGGUAUUAAAAAAUUGGACCACUAUUUGGUGGUACAAGGUGGCAAGGCAAAUAGAAAUCAGAAGGAGUCAAAGAAUAACAAUAAACAUGAUUCUGAUUUGAACAAGAGGCAAGAAAAUGCGAGGUCACCGGGGAAGGGAAUAACGUUGCACGAUGUAACGAAUCAGACGCACAGUGUACACGAUGACGCACAAAGUGAACAGUUUUCACCGCAAGUGAACAGUAUGAUGACAAACGAUUCAACUAUAGAACCAUGUAUGAGCACUCCGCGAGACCUUAGGACGUCUCAUCUUGAUGUUCCUCAAAAUAUGGACAUUUUGAGUCCUACUUUAACAAUCCAGGAACCUGCUUCAAAUGAAUCAAGUUCACACACGUUCAGCGAAAGCAGUCCAUGCAAUAUUACAGUCGACCAUAGCAUGGAUGUUUACAAACGUCAGCAAGAGCCUAUAAUGGACUAUCUUGAGAACGUGGUCGAUAACACUGUUCCUUCCGACUCGAAAAGCCAUCAGUACUUGUUGAAGAGGAUAUACAGUGAUGAAGACAUUAGGACAAGUUGCAAUAAAAAAAGACACAGUAACAUUCGUUACGUGUCAACCGAUAACGAUGAACAGCAGAACAUGCCGUAUGUCGGCUGCAAAUCUUUCGUUGGCGAAGAAUAUUCAGAACUUUCAACGGACUUCAAUCAGUACAACAGUAUGAAUCCUCAGUCGCUGAAGGUCGCGGAAUCACCGAAUUUGACUUUAAACGAUGUCAUAGUUGAUUAUCAACAAGUGGACUCUAGCAUGCCACUUAUACCUCCAACCCCUGAUGACGAUCAGUUUAUCGAUCUUCACGAUUUAAAGGACGACCCGUUGCUGAGCCCAAGCCUGGAUGCAAAUCCAGAUCUUAUAAUGAAAAUACUUGAUGAUUUUGAAAGCAGCUUCAAUGAAACGAAAGUACAACAACUAACCGACAACAAUGCAAUCAAUAAUGAAAUAAGAAGGAAACAUAUUCAGCUCAUGAAUAGUAUGGCGUUACAAGAAUCGCAGCUCAACGUUCUGGCACAGGACCUGAAAAAUCCAGCCUUGCAAGCAAAAAGAGGAAGUUUAACACCAUUGCAGGCAGAACAUAAUAUGCAGAAACAAAUCCUUGAAACACUGCAACAACAUCACCAUAAUAUUCAAGUGAACAUAAAACACAAUAUCGGUGUAUAA